Messenger RNA from Lachancea thermotolerans CBS 6340, 675 nucleotides. It is a transcript of the gene RRP46, whose product is annotated as exosome non-catalytic core subunit RRP46. The record is from RefSeq and is a predicted model, not a curated record. Gene Ontology annotation, biological process: poly(A)-dependent snoRNA 3'-end processing; U4 snRNA 3'-end processing; rRNA catabolic process. NCBI's taxonomy places the organism in Eukaryota, Fungi, Ascomycota, Saccharomycetes, Saccharomycetales, Saccharomycetaceae. Bases 1 to 675 code for a protein of 224 amino acids. Gene Ontology annotation, cellular component: nucleolus; nuclear exosome (RNase complex); cytoplasmic exosome (RNase complex). The transcript has a single exon.
AUGAUAUCAGCUCAAACAGGCGUCUUGGACCAAGUUGAUGGGUCUUGCAAACUACAAUGUGGUGAAACUACCGUGAUAUGCUCUGUAACAGGUCCAAUUGAACCUAAGGCAAGACAAGAGCUACCUUCCCAACUGGCACUCGAGGUUGUCGUUAGACCCUGCAAAGGAGUGCCCAAUACAAGGGAAAAACUACUAGAAGACCAGAUUCGUGGCGUUGUGACACCUGUUUUGGCCAAAUAUCUGUACCCUAGACAGCUUUGCCAAAUAUGCUUUCAGAUUCUAGAGAGCGGCGAACCUGAAGACGAGUACAACGUCAAAGAGCUUAACAGCUGCAUAAAUGCUGCAUACCUGGCCCUGAUAGACUCGGGUGUCGCGCUACAGAGCUCCUUUUCUAGCGUAUGUGUCUCAGUCCUUGGGUCAAACAAUGAAAUAUUGGUUAAUCCGACCCAAGAGCAGCUUAUUAAGUCUGACUCUACUCACAUUCUAGCAUUGGAGGUCGGAUCUGGGGGCAAGAAAAUUCAAAACGUUCUAUUAAUCGAGAGCAACGGCGACUUCACUGAAGAAAUUAUGUUCAACGUGCUUAGUAGAGCCGAAAAAGCCUGCGUUGAAGUUGCGCUUGAAUUAAGGAAAGCUGUUGAGGACAAAAUAAAGCGCGACUUCAUCUGGAAGCAGUAG